Leptopilina boulardi is the source of this 3815-nucleotide messenger RNA. RefSeq names its product homeobox protein B-H1-like. Gene Ontology annotation, molecular function: DNA binding; DNA-binding transcription factor activity, RNA polymerase II-specific. The transcript is spliced from 3 exons. Bases 628 to 1776 code for a protein of 382 amino acids. The record is from RefSeq and is a predicted model, not a curated record. NCBI's taxonomy places the organism in Eukaryota, Metazoa, Arthropoda, Insecta, Hymenoptera, Figitidae. Gene Ontology annotation, biological process: regulation of DNA-templated transcription.
UUUGUUGUUCAGUGUGGCCUCAGACUUGGGAACACGUUGUACCACAAUAUCAUUUCCCCCUGUAUAGUUACGGUUCUGCCUUUUAAUAUAUAUAUAUAUCAUCAUUCAGAAAUCGUGAGCCGGUGCACGUGCUAAAAGAAAAAAUUACUCUUCUUUUUGUGUGUUUAAUUUAGUGUUUUUAAUUUUUUGUUAAUUGUUUGUUUUUAUGUGAUAAAUAAUUUGUGACUUGAAAUGGAUUCAGUGAAUUGAGUGAAUUGUGGUAAAAUCUAUAUAUAUAUUGUGAGGAUUCAGUGAUUGAUGGAUAGAAAUUAAAAAUCAAAAAGGGAUCUUGGAACUGUGAUAGUGAAACAUGAUCAGCGAACUGGAUAAUGCAAUUAGCAAUUAGGAUUUCAGUUUUUCGAUAGUUUCUUUCCAUAAUUUUUUGAUCCAAUUCAAAAUUCUAUUCUUUGAUUUCAUCUCCUAUUUGGCAGUGUCUGAUGAUUGAUUUGGAUUUCGAUUGAAGAUAUCCUAAGUACUUGUAUCAGCAAAAUUCUGUCUCCCAGGUACCUUGUGAGUCCUGGGGUGGCGACAGAGGCACCUGCAGGCGCAAAAACCCCGGAACCACCAGCAUCAUCAUCAUCGUCAGUGAUGACGGUCCAUCAUCAUCGUCAGAACCACCAUGUGGCGGCGUUGAGUGGUAUCGCCGUUACAAGUAAUGGUCUUAAUUUGAGUAGAAUGUCAAGUUUGGAUGCACAUCGUUUGGACAAUAUGAUUGACAGAAAUGGAGUCAGUAUGGAAAGAUUGUCAAAUGGAUUAGACACGAGGAAUAAUAAUAUUAGUUUAGAAAGAAGUUUAGGUGAUGCAUCAACGACAAUGCCUCAUAGAUCGAGAUUUAUGAUAACCGAUAUUCUUGCUGGAGCAUCGAGUCCAUCAAGUGUACAGAGUCAAGAACCACCUGGAAGUCCACCAUCGACACCAAGGGAUCUCAGCGUUAGGCAUCAAUCGAGAUCGUCACUUAAUAAUAGCAAUUUGGAUGAGGACAGUGAUGCUAGUCAUCAUGAUGCUGUUUCGGUGUCUUCCAAUGGUGGUAAAGAGGACGAUCCAAAGGGACCAUCCUCGAAUUCAUUGAGUUCGGCGCAAAGUAAGAAGCAAAGAAAAGCAAGAACCGCAUUUACGGAUCAUCAACUUCAAACACUAGAGAAGAGUUUUGAAAGACAAAAGUACCUUAGCGUUCAAGAUAGAAUGGAAUUAGCAGCAAAAUUGCAACUCACGGACACACAAGUCAAGACGUGGUAUCAAAACAGAAGGACAAAAUGGAAGCGACAGGCAAUAGUGGGCUAUGAAAUUUUAGCGGAAGCUGGUAAUUAUGCAGCAUUUCAAAGAUUGUAUGCAAGCGGUGCUGCUGGUGUUCCAGCGCAUCCUGCAGCGGGUUCCUAUUGGCCAUAUCCUGGUGCAGCAGCACAUCAUCAAAGUGAUUUCUUUUAUCGUCAAGCAGCAACUGCCGCAGUAACAUUACAAAAACCAUUACCCUACAGAUUAUAUCCAUCGGCAUCAAUGAUUAUGGCUGGACCAAGUACACCGCUAGGCCCAUUGGCGGCAAGUUCGAGUCUUUCAAAUUUAAGUAGUUUUUAUAGAGACAGCCCCGAAAUAAUGGAUCCAAGGGAAAGGGAAAAUAUUGAACGUAACGUUAUGUCAAGGGACAGAAGUAAAAGUCUCGAAAGAAUUUCACCGUCUAGAGAAGAUUCACCCAAUAGUAUAAAAGCUGAAAGUGAUGAAGAGAGUAUAAACGAUGUUUAAGAAUAUUGUUUCCCUUUUUUUGUAAACGAAUUUUUUUUUAUUUAUUUAUUUUUUUUUAUUAAUGUGGAGGGAAACUUUUUUUUGAAUUUAUUUUUUAGAAGUGAAUAUUCUAAAAAUUCAAAUUUUGAUAUAUAUCGUUUGCGAAAUAUUCGACGCGAUAUAGAGAGAGAGAGAAAAAACAAAAUUAAUAUUAUAUUUCGCUUUUUGAUAUAAAAUAUAAUUUCAGCUUUAACGCAGAAGGCGAAAUUUGAACUUUUAGAAUUUUUUUGCUGGUGUGAACAUUUUUUGAAUAUGUUUAACAAGCUGUUCUGGAAACAUUUAUUUGUUCAUUUGAGAAGUAUAGAAAUUCUUUCCAUAAUAGAAUCUUUUAAAUUCAAAAAUUCGAAUCAAGAAUUUUUGUAUUUCAAAUAAAUAUCUUUUAAUUGACUCAAAUAAUAAUUAUUUGAUACAAAUCCACUUUAUUUGAUCAAGCAAUCAAUUAUUUGAAUCAACAAAAUUUUUUUUCAGUGAUAAUCUUUUUUUUUAUUAUGAUUUCAGUCAAUUAAAUAAUCAAGAAGAAAAAUUUUGGUUUAAUAAAAAGUAAAUUUGCACUUUGUAUAAUAUAAAAAAAAGUCCAUAAGCCGACAGCGAAAUCCGCAAUUAAUAUGACAUUAGACUCUCAGGAUGGUAUACUUUUGAAAGAACACUUCAAAUUACGUUGCUCCUGCUACUUUAUAUGAUUCAAUUAAAAAACGAAUUUAAUUCAUACUUUUGUUAUGAAGGCACAAAAACUGUUAAUUAUUUAAAUUUACAACCUUUCAAAUAUUUAUUUUUUAAAAAUAAAUUGAAAAUUUUUAUGAAAAAAAAAAAAUUAUCAAAUGAAACUUGAAAUGUUUCCAGAAUAUUUUUGAAAGUCUCAAAGGCCAAAAAUAAGAAAAAAAAAAAAAAAAAAAAAAUGAAAAAAGGCGCACUUGAUCCAAUCGUGUGACGUAAUUAAAUGAUCGCAAAGCGACAUUAUUGUGCAACAUUUGUAAAUAAAAAAAAUUUUAAUAAAUAGAAACGCUCCAUUUUUGUCAAGGUCGGAGCGCUCAUUGUACUAUUGCAUAUAGGACUUAAUUGUAAGAUUUUUAAGAAAUGUAAAUAAGGAAAAAAAGCGCACUGAAGAUGAAAAAAUAUACGUAAAAUCGUAUACCAAAAGGGUGUAAAAGAAAAGAAAAAAAAAAAAAAGAAAAAACAAAUUCCCUAAUCUCUAUAUUAAGGAUAUAAGUCGAGGCCAACGGAAGUAAAAUAUUUUAAAAGUAUUUUUCAGACUUGAAUAAUAUAUAUAUAUAUACCUAUUUCCGUCGCAAAAUAACUGUUUGAAAAAGCGUCGAGAAAAAUAUCAAACUUGGUGGCACAAGUGCAGUAUAAUAAAAUAAAUCAUUUACAUUUUACUUUCAAUCGUAUUUUUUGUAAAAUUCAACAGUUAACUUUCUAGAAAAUUUUUUUUUCAUUUUAAAACCACUAUUUUUCUAUUCUCAAAUUAUAAUAAGAGAUUUUAUAAUCAGAACAAUAUUUUUUUUUUAAUUAUUUUUUGCAAUUUUAAAUUUUUUGCAAAUUGAUUUAAAAAAUGAAUAUUUUUUUUACUGCAAUGAUGUAUUUUAAAAUUUUUUUUUCCUUCCGUUCUCCGUCGUUUUUUUCUUCUCCACGAUAAAUGUAGCGUCGAUCGUGCAACAAUCGAGAGGUGCGUUCGAUAAUGAAAAAAAUACCAGUAUUAUAAAUGUAUAAAAUUAUAGAAUUUACCGAACCCGAGGCUGGUGCGAAUGUAGGAUUACAUUAUACAGAAGACAAGAAAUUACCGUGCAAAAAUAAAAAAAAAAAUGAAAAAAAAAAAAAAAUAGCAGGGUAGUUUGAUUCCCGUGAUCGAUCCGGUUUUGAUCGAUUAAAUAAUGCCAGUUCGAUUGAUGAUAAAAUACGUGUAAGUCUCUCUCGCAGCAUGAAGGUUGUAGUAAAUCGUGCUUUGUAAAAUAAUGUCUGUAUAGCAAAAAUUAUUAUAUGGAAAAUAUAUUAUAAUAAAUUUA